AUGCUCGCUAAUAUCAAGACGCAGUUCGACUCCGCGCAACGGUGGCUCGCCAGCCAAAUCCCGAUCCCACAAGACGACCAGCGCUCAAUUGAGCGCGAAAGAGCGCGGCAAAUUGCCUUAGAUGCGGUGAAUGCUGCAGAGCGACCAUGUUUGAGCUUGGAUUAUCUGCAGUCGGCGGAACACUUUAUCGGAUACCUUCGGGCCGCUCAGGAAUCUGUCACCGCGAGCAUGAACGAACGUAGCCUUAACGAUGAUGACUUCAAAGACUGGCACACCCUCGCGCGGCUUUAUGAACAUUUGGGACAGUACUCCGAAGCGCAGAAAUGCUACGCUACGGCUCAAUUCCUCCUCUCCACAGGGCACCCAUCCCACACACGGAUCCUUCGCGACUUCGCUCGGUUCCUGGCCGAAACUCGGCACAACCCCGACCUCGCGGAACAAAUAUGCGAUAAUAUACAAUCGUUGGGCAUGAAUGAGCGGAGAGGAACGGACGAUGCGGAGUCCUCUACGUCCGAGGGCAACAGAUCUAGCAUGUCGGAGGCAGUCGCAGCGGUAUCUAUUGUGGACGACAUGGAAACUCUCAGCCUUGUAUUGUGCCAGAAAGAGCGAUUCGAGGAAGCACUUACAUAUAUUGACACGGCUAAAUUUUACUACCGCAAGGACGGCUCGAUAUCCGCGAAUCUCGCCUUGUGUUGGGCUAUCACCUCUACGGGGCUUCAGGACAGGGAAAGGGCCGAAACAGAGUUCUGUCGAGCCUUGAUACUUUGCGCCUUGAACCUAGGAAAUUGGCACCUAAAGACAUUAUGCGUGCUGCACGCUUAUGCAACGGCUCUCUGGAAUUGGGAUAGACACGCAGAUGCCGCUGCCCUUUUCACGGAAUGCUACAUUGGACGAUACUACAGACUAGGCCCUCAUCACAGAAGUACAGAAGAGACAUACUCUAUGGUGAAGCGCUGUGGGCUUUCACAAGAGCAACGCGACAUCCUGCGGAUAUUCAGGGGAUGUUCCACUUAUAGGCUCCUACGUUCCCUUGCCUAUGAACAUAUGGAACUAUGGACCGUAGCGGACAUACUCGGAUCUCUGGAGAACAGCGACUUUAGGUUUGCCGAAAGUCUCAUUGAACACCAUCUCGAACACGCAAACAUACUACGGAUGAGACCGACCCGCCUUGAAAGUGUCGCUAAGCGGAUAGUUCGGUUCAAGAGAGCAAUGGCAGCAUGCGAAUCGAAACUUGGAAGCCACAUUGAGGCCGCUACUCGCCUCAAAUUCCUUAUGCAAGAACCAGGUCCCAUUCGGAUAAACAACACCAUGAUGCUGCAAUGCAAAAUGGAUCGUGCAAUUUACCUCUCUAGGGGUUCCACACGGGGAGCAAACGACCCAAAGGUCCAGGAAUUGAGCCAAAGCGUCUUCUACGAGUCGGAUAUGCUCCUGGAAAGCUAUGAAGAAGAGCGCCACUCUUUGAUCUCUGCUUUUAGAACGCACCUCGCAAAGCACAACUUGACGCAUUUCGAAUGGCACAAUUUACCAGAGAUCAAAGGUUCGCCAUUCGAAUUCCGCGCUAAUUUGGGACAUGGCAACUAUGGAUGGGUGCAAAGAGUUCGUCUGAAAGGGGUUGAGUAUGCACAGAAAAUGACCUCUCUGAAGGGUACAUACGCUAGUCAAAAGAGGAGACAGACCAAGGAGGAGGUUGGCAUCUUGAAGCGCCUUUGUCAUCCCCAUGUCGUCCAAGUAUACUGUACGUUCGAGGAGGGGGAUUGCUUUGCGAUUGUCAUGGAGCCUUUGGCGUCCGGAGAUUUGGACCAAUUCCUUUCACAACAAUCACGCCCUCUCGAGCUAUCUCCCCUGAUUGAGAAGUGGCUCGGCUGUCUAACAGUCACGCUGGCCUUCAUACACGAUCAUGGCAUCAAACACCGCGACAUCAAACCAAAAAACAUUCUGGUCAACAACGGCCUGGUCCUGUUCUCAGAUUUCGGAUCAAGCAAGCUCUGCUUGGAAACCGGCAUGUCCACCGACGGUCCAGCAUACGGACACACGAAGACUUACAGCGCGCCCGAAGUCAUCGCCCAGGAGAGAAGGAACGAGUCCGCUGACAUAUUCUCGCUGGGCUGCGUUUUUACGGAGAUGGUUUCGGUGUUGUGUGGAAGGUCCCUUGGCUGCUAUGACUCCUUCCGCGGUAGCGUGGAGUACCGGAGGAUGCCGUACCAUGAGAGCCUCGACCAGGUGGAGGCUUGGUUUACCGAUGACGAACACAUGCCUGCGUGGGGCGCGAAGAUGUACGCUGCGUUCCUCAAGCCCAUGCUGGAUGCGCGUCCGGAAUCUCGCCCGUCGGCACAGGAGACGGCUUUGGCUAUACGAGCGCACUUCCAAGCUGAAAAGCUGGCGUCUGAGACGUUCUGCCAGGCCUGCUUUCAGUAUUGCUUGGCCGAGGUUUAG
This is a messenger RNA of Trematosphaeria pertusa, 2433 nucleotides long. RefSeq names its product kinase-like protein. The record is from RefSeq and is a predicted model, not a curated record. Gene Ontology annotation, biological process: protein phosphorylation. NCBI's taxonomy places the organism in Eukaryota, Fungi, Ascomycota, Dothideomycetes, Pleosporales, Trematosphaeriaceae. The transcript has a single exon. Gene Ontology annotation, molecular function: protein kinase activity; ATP binding; protein binding. The coding region runs from base 1 to 2433 and encodes 810 amino acids.